Molecule: messenger RNA, 3349 nt
Organism: Oenanthe melanoleuca
Lineage: Eukaryota; Metazoa; Chordata; Aves; Passeriformes; Muscicapidae
Gene: DTHD1
Product: death domain containing 1
Biological process (GO): signal transduction
Molecular function (GO): protein binding
Source: RefSeq, a predicted model, not a curated record
AUGUGGAAUUCAAUAAGGAUGUGUAUAAUCGUUUUUACAUUUUUGUCUACCUUUCAUGGCAAAAUUUAAUUGGUUAUUUAUUUUUCCUCAGAAUACAAUGAAAUUAUAGAUUAUCUGCAGAAAGUGAAGGAGUACUUGACAAAUACCAUCUCACACCUUCAAGAGGCAGAAAAUAAAUUUUAUGCUGAAAGCUGCAGACAAGAUAGUGGUUCUUGGAACCAGACUGGUGAAAAUGCUUUUAGAGAAACAGAUGUGCAUUAUUCGGAAGGAGAAGCAACAGACUCUGUGCAAGCAUCUUCCAGUUCCUGUCAGCAAUUCCAAAGAACUCCUUCCCUGAACAAGACAGAAGGUCAAAAUGUUAAUCAAACCCACACAAAUGAAAUUAAAACUGUGGGAAAAGUUGUAUCCUUAGCUGAAAAUAAAUCUGCUCAAGAACAGGACACCAGCAGAGACUCUCCAAUGAAAAAGGAAGAUGGUGAACACCAACUACUGACCAUCUCUUUUACAGAGAAAAAAGAGUGCAAUGAAAAGGAUAAACUUCAUGGAGAUAGCUCUGUUACUGAAAAGCCUCCAGAACUGGCUUUUCAGGAUGCUCUCACAAGCAGUGAGGAAGACAUUCUGUCUGGAACAUUGAAAGACAUUAAUGGCAGAAGCAUCAUAAAUUAUUUUGAGGAAGAGAAAAAGGAAGUAGUAAGGGACAAUUUAAAAGGGCUAGAAAGUGAAGAGCACAGACUGACAGAGAAAAUAGAAGACAGUAAAAUGGAAAAAAAUAAUGACAUUUUUAGAAAUUACCUAAGUACCUUCACAUCUUCAGCACAAACCUAUGAUCUUACUGAUGUGAAUCCUUCUGUGAGUGAUUCAGAAGUACAAAAAUCUAGAUACUGGAUGAACAAAGAAUUUCUAGUCAAAGGGUGUGGUAAAAAUAAACAGGAAAUAGCUUGUUUUAUUAAAGCCCCUUCAAGUGUUCUGGAGAAUCUGAAGUGUAAUAUACUCAAUGACAGUAGUUCCUUGGUGGUGGAUGACUCUGAGGAGCUGGUCAGCAAUGUCAUCAGUAUUGAAUGUAAUGAUUAUGAAAAACUACUUUUCCCUAUCAACAUUGCAAUCCCAUUUACAUCAUGCUUCAGAGGAAAUUAUCGGGAGAUUAUGGUGAAGGUGACUGAUAUGAACUUUCAGUCAAACUACUUAACUCCUAUUUCUUUGCAAGGACACCAAGGAAACCAUAAGGAAAGCUUUGCAGAAGUGAAAAUUUAUCAUCUGGGUGUUUUUUCUGUGUUAUCAUGCUUAAAGAAGGAAACAUUUACUGUUCCAAAGAUAGGACUCCUACAAAAGCUGAACAUGGAUUCUAGAAUCUCUUUCCAUUACCAUCCAGAAGUAUUCAGUUCUCCAGCACCUAUGCAGUUAAAGGUUCAGCCAAUUGAGCCAUCAUUGAUUUCAGCAUUGAAAGCAAGGCAUGAUAUGUAUCACUCAGUCAUAUCUACUAGUGUAAUGGUUCAUGUCCAGCAUCCUUCAGGCCAACCCUUUAACAGCUCAGUCACUGUUACUCUACCCUGUCCUCCAAACCCAGACAAAAAAAGGCGAGGAGAUGAGACAGGGCACACAAGAGCCAUUAGUGCUACAGUGAAGAGGGUUGCUGCAGCAUACCAUCCCUGGGCUGUGAGCACUUCUGUGAGAAAAAGUGGGGACAAUCUCAGUGAUACUUUGAAAUUAUUAGGUCAUGGAAACAAAGAAGAGGGGUGGAAGGUGUUUGAUGAUGUUAUAAUCCAGAAUGCACAGAAUGGGCUUGUAUCUUUUGAACUAAACAAGCAUUUAGAAAGCUUUGUGGUCGUUCGCCUUUCAUUCCUUUUGGAAAACAACUAUCUUCUCCUCUUUGCUCAGGCUCUGGAAGAAGCUCUCUGUAGCACCAUGGCUAAUGUGAUACUGUAUCAGAAGAGAGAAAACCCGUAUAAAAUAGUGGUUUUGCUAUCUGCCUCCAAAGAAUUGACCAAUGAACUUCAAAAUCUCCAUGAGGAGGGUUAUUUUGGUCCCCCAGAACCUACACAUCAGUUCCCAUUAAGACAAGGAGAGCAGAUUCAUUUUAGAUUUAGAGGAAAUAUUUCUGCUUCAGAGAAUGGAGAAGACUUCAGGAAAGCCUACAGACUGAUAUUUCAUUCACAAAGACAGCCAAGGAUGGAGCUCCAAAUUAAAGUAGUGGAUGAAUAUGGUAACUACAGCUCACCUCAUUACAAAGGAACAGCAGUGUUUUAUAAAAUUACCAGAGAGAUGAUACCAAAGAAAUGGGAACAAAACUUACCAUAUCAUGAAUAUCAACACCAGGCUCCACUGUGCAAAUUAGCAUUAACAUUGCCAAAGCAUGAAAAAUUGAUCCACCAUCCACAAAGCACAAAAAGAUUUUUUUCUGAUUCAUCAGAGGCCCAGUGGGACAAGUUGCUGUUCUGGCUUGCAGAAGAGCUUGCAGAAGAUAACACAUCAUUGUGUGCUUUACGUUUACCUGUUCGACGGAGCGUACUUCAGCUUGUUCGGCUGAAGUGCCCUGAUAAUUUAACACACCAGAUCUAUGAGCUGCUUUGCUGCUGGAAAAAGACCCUUCCAAAGUCGGCUGAUAAACAGCAGCUGCUGUCUCGCUAUCUGCAGAAGAGUGGCAGAAGUGAUCUUUCAGAAGAACUUUGUUUAAAGUGGCAAAAUAAGGUGUUCACUUGACAGAAUCACUGGCAACUCACAGCCCCAUUUGUCUUCUUUCUUGUUGAAGUGUAUGAAUAUUUCCAUGAUACUUCUGGAUAAACAAGUGACAGGGACAUCAGUCAGGAUAAGGCCAUUUAUUUGUUACUUUGCAACCUCUUUACUAAAGCAAAGUAUAAUAGCCAUGGCCUUGCUUGAUAAAAGUGACUAUUUCUUAUACAGAAAAGUGAGAUAUUGAAAAUACAAGUAUGAAGAAUUAUAAACCUAUCUGCACAGAUUUCUGAGGACUUUAACUGUUUGCACAUGCCAUAUUCAGUCAACACAAUAUUUCUACAUAUCUUAAACAUUAGAAAUUAUUCAAUAUCUCAAAAUCAUAUGAAUCGUUCUAUAAUAUAUGGACUACUCUAUAUAUUAAUUACUACAAAAUAUUUCAGAUGUACUAAUGUACAGAUAGAGGUAACUUCUUCCUAUGUUCACAUUUGUUAGUACUUAAUUCUACUUUUAUAUUCACCAUGAAUAUUUUUCAUCCUUGUGAAUAUCAUACAAGAUUUCAGGGUUAGCUUUCCUGAAUUUAUGAUAUUUGUUGCCUCACUUUAAACUGUCAUUGUAACAGUAUUUUAGGUUACCAUCGAAUGUGUAAAAAUAACUAUUUCUUCAUAAAAAUUUUAAAACU